CCCAGGCACUUCUACUCUCACAACCCCUUCUACAACACAUUCAAUCCAACCAACCGCACUUCUACCACACCAUGCAGCUGAUCUCAGAAGCCAAGUUGCAAUCAGACUUCGCUUACCGCAUUCAGUACCUCCGCGAUUUUAUCGAGUUCACCUCGGAGGAUGCGGCCGCUUUGCACGCCGCACGCCCCGUCGUCGCCCCGCUCGUCCCCCUCGUCGUCGACACCGUCUAUGAAAAGCUGCUUUCGUUCAGCGUCACCGCCAAGGCCUUUGUCCCGCGCCAAACUGGCUACUCGGGAGAGACGCCCACCAGCUUGAACGAUCUCAGCCAAAGCCACCCGCAAAUCAAGUUUAGGAAGGACUUUUUGGCGAGGUAUCUCGUCAAGUUGGUCACUAUGGACUACGACAAGAUGUCGACGUGGGAGUACCUCGAUAAAGUAGGGUUGAUGCAUACCGGUGAAGCUGGGUUCUCGUAUCGCCAAAACAAACCCUCGUUGCGAGUGGAGUACAUUCAGUGUGCGAUCCUCCUUGGCUAUGUCGAGGAUAUCCUCGUGAAUGCCGUCUUGACCCACCCCGACCUGGACGAUGCUACUAAGCUGGUAGUGAUGAGGGCUUUCAAUAAGCUCAUUUGGAUCCAAAACGACCUUUUCGCUCGACACUAUAUUUCCGAAGAGAAGGCCUCUCCUUCGAAUGUGACAGUCGCUAAGCCUUGGGCAGUGACGCUUGCGGCCGCCUUCGUCGCUGUCGGCUGCUUCGCCCAAUACCUCAUUUCAAGGAGGUAGAUGUCUCUGCAGUCUUCACCUUUUCCCUCAACUUUGCUUUGGACUUGUUAUCGCUUUCGAUUCCUACAACUCCCCCCUCGACCGCAUUGCAUGUUGUUUGUAUAGUAUACCCCAUGAACUGCUAAUAAAACGCAUCUGACUAGCUCCAA
Messenger RNA from Coprinopsis cinerea okayama7#130, 928 nucleotides. RefSeq lists its product as hypothetical. Gene Ontology annotation, molecular function: oxygen binding; heme binding. The record is from RefSeq and is a predicted model, not a curated record. The transcript has 3 exons. Lineage: Eukaryota; Fungi; Basidiomycota; Agaricomycetes; Agaricales; Psathyrellaceae. The coding region runs from base 72 to 779 and encodes 235 amino acids.